This is a messenger RNA of Telopea speciosissima, 1883 nucleotides long. RefSeq names its product UDP-sulfoquinovose synthase, chloroplastic. Bases 141 to 1589 code for a protein of 482 amino acids. Gene Ontology annotation, molecular function: UDPsulfoquinovose synthase activity. Gene Ontology annotation, biological process: glycolipid biosynthetic process; sulfolipid biosynthetic process. The record is from RefSeq and is a predicted model, not a curated record. The transcript is spliced from 3 exons. NCBI's taxonomy places the organism in Eukaryota, Viridiplantae, Streptophyta, Magnoliopsida, Proteales, Proteaceae.
AUUUCUUCCACCGCAGAGUGUUUAGCUUCGGAGCUCAAAAUUGGAAUCGAUCUGAUCGAAUUCUAUCAUUUAUAGUCGUACGAAGCUAGAUUUUGAUUGGUAUUUACAUCAACUUUUGGCUGGAGUGAUUAAACGUCAAUAUGGCACAUUUACUGUCAACUUCUUGUUCUUUGAAGCCUUCAGCCAACAUAAAACCUUGCUCUAGACCACUGAAUCAAUGUUCUGCUACUUAUCCAACUUUUUUUACAGUACAAACUUCCCGAUCCCCGUUUAAAAGACUUGUUUCACAAGAAAAAAGAACCCAAAGACCCUGUACUGUCUAUGCAACUGCAGCUCCUAUAAGCCACGAAGCCCAAACCAAACCCAACUCUGGCUCUCAUCUCAGCAUCACUGAACCAACUAAGCCGAAGAGGGUUAUGGUCAUUGGUGGAGAUGGCUACUGUGGGUGGGCCACUGCCCUACAUCUCUCCAAUAAGAAUUAUGAAGUUGCAAUUGUUGAUAGCAUGGUCCGCCGCCUCUUUGAUCACCAACUUGGCCUUGACUCCCUCACCCCUAUCUCUUCCAUCCAUAAUCGCCUCCGCCGUUGGAAAACUCUCACUGGAAAAACCAUGGAGCUCUACAUUGGUGACAUCUGUGACUUUGAAUUCCUAGCAGAAACCUUUGACUCCUUUAAGCCUGACGCACUGGUUCACUUUGGCGAACAAAGAUCAGCUCCGUACUCAAUGAUUGAUCGUUCUAGAGCAGUAUUCACACAGCAGAACAAUCUUAUUGGAACACUUAAUGUUCUUUUUGCGAUAAAGGAAUUUAGAGAGGAAUGUCAUCUUGUGAAACUUGGGACUAUGGGGGAAUAUGGAACUCCCAACAUAGACAUUGAGGAGGGAUACAUAACAAUUACUCAUAAUGGACGAACAGAUACUUUGCCUUUUCCAAAGCAGGGAAGCUCAUUCUACCACCUGAGCAAAAUUCAUGAUUCAACCAAUAUAGCCUUUACUUGCAAGGCUUGGGGGAUCAGAGCCACUGAUCUGAAUCAAGGAGUGGUCUACGGGGUCAAGACCGAUGAGACUGAAAUGCAUGAAGAGCUCUGCAAUAGGUUUGAUUAUGAUGGAGUGUUUGGAACAGCACUUAACAGGUUUUGUGUCCAGGCUGCUGUUGGACACCCAAUUACAGUAUAUGGCAAAGGGGGACAGACCCGGGGAUACCUCGACAUCCGAGAUACAGUCCAAUGUGUUGAGCUUGCUAUUGCAAACCCAGCACAGCGUGGUGAGUUCCGGGUUUUCAACCAGAUCACUGAGCAGUUCUCUGUCAAUGAACUUGCCGCACUUGUCACAAAAGCAGGAAAGAAGCUAGGAGUGGAUGUACAAACCGUAUCUGUGCCCAACCCACGGGUGGAGGCAGAAGAACAUUAUUACAAUCCUAAGCAUACCAAGCUUAUGGAAUUGGGCCUGAAACCACAUCUCCUCUCUGAUUCUCUUCUUGAUUCGUUGCUCAAUGUUACCAUCAAGUACAAGGAUAGAGUUGACACAAAACAGAUUAUGCCAAAUGUUUCUUGGAGAAAAAUUGGAGUGAAGCCAAAGACAGUUGCAGCCUAAUUGGGUAGCCAUUAGCAUAGGAUUCAGUCAAUAUGAGAAAGUUGACGACAGCCUUGUUGUUUUAUUCUAAUAUAAACAUGUAUUACCUGUGACAUUUUUGGGGUCUGUUGUUUGGUGAAAUUCUCACUCCAGUCAGCCUGGUGAGUCAACUUGCCUGAAUUAGUUGGAUUUUUAUUCUCUGCCAUUUAAAUAACAGAUUGAAGUUCGUCAGUAACUAAUGUUUGGAUGGAAAUUUUUCUUUUCUUUUUUCUUUUUAAAUGAGAAUGCCUGGAUAAAACUUGAUUCCACUUGAAC